AGUCUGCUACAAUGUUUUUGAAUUAUCACAACAAUGGAAUAGAUUGUCAAAAUGCCUUCCUGUUGCGUUGCUUACUGUCAAAGUGAUUCUAGAUGUAAUACCAGCCUUGUUUCAUUCUUUGGAGUACCUAAGGAUCCGUCUCUAUUUGAAGAAUGGAAAAAGGUUAUUCCCAUCAAAAGAAAAGCUCUCAAUCCAAAGUCACUUGUCUGUCAACUCCACUUCCAAGAACAAUGUAUCAAGAAAACCAACAGGAAACACGGCCCUAGGCGUUUGAAGACUGGUUCCAUUCCAACAUUGCGCCUUACACCUGAAUCAAAUCAUUCCCAUCAGGACACUGAAAAUCAAGCGAGCUUGUCGAUGGUCUUCUCAGUACCUGGCGGAUUGAUUGUAUUAAAGCAGAAGAAUACAAGCAACGACGAAAACAGAUCUCUGUGCAUGGAUCAGUUGAAACUGCCUGGGGAAUCUUGGCGAUCUGUGAAACAAGUGAAUGACCAACAGCAUCCAGUCCUAAUCUGUUACGAAACUAUUAUUGUUAGCUUGGAACCGGUCGUCAGGAAAACGGCACUGAUAAACUUCGAGACGAAAGAGAUCGAGUACAAAGUGUUCCAGAGAAAAUGUCCACCAUUAAAUACUUUUCUUCUCACAACAUUUUCAUCAUCUGCACAAUUGGAAAGUAGUCUCCAGUAUUUCGACUGUGUCAGGACGUGUCCAGGAAUUACCGAUGAAAAGUUUCACGAAUUAAAGGAGUUCAUUUUCCCAUUUGAAUUUUUCGAGAAAGGAACCUGGAGAUCCGACUCAUGUUUGCAGUUAGUUGCUGCAGUCAAACAAAAAACGGAGGAUGACCUUCUUAAAAGUACCUGUUCAAAAUGUAAUAAAAUGCUGAGGACAACUCUGCAGCCGCAUCUUGACAAGACCAAGCAAAGUCCAGCUAAUGUUUUCAAAAACCAAUAUUUACCAAGGGAGGCUCUACUCGCGAAAUUGACGGACCUCCAGAAACAAAACCGGACGUUGGAAUUGGCACUGAAACGUCAGGAAGAGCCUGAAAUGGUUAUGGCGGAUGUUUUAGAAGUGGAAAUGUUUCAACUGAUCGAUAACGACGAAGAAGUCACGGAGGAAAGGCCACCUGGAAAUAAGAAGAUGAAAUACUCGAGAAAGAAGUCAGAUUAAUUUGGUUCUCACCAAACUGUUAUUGAUUUUGCCGCUCGUUACAUUUUUGUUAAUAUUAGUUUUCUGAAAACUAAGUGUAUACAAGGAAAUUUUAGACUUUAUCAAAUAAAUUGUGUUCAAAAUA
This is a messenger RNA of Daphnia pulex (common water flea), 1291 nucleotides long. RefSeq lists its product as uncharacterized. Bases 52 to 1167 code for a protein of 371 amino acids. Gene Ontology annotation, molecular function: sequence-specific DNA binding. The transcript is spliced from 4 exons. The record is from RefSeq and is a predicted model, not a curated record. NCBI's taxonomy places the organism in Eukaryota, Metazoa, Arthropoda, Branchiopoda, Diplostraca, Daphniidae.